GGAGCGCGAUCUGCGCGGGUGGCUGCGGCAGCGCCCUGCUCCCACGGCUCGGAUUUUCGGCCCAGCGAAGUAGCCUCCAGCGGUGGCGGCGGCGUCCGGGCGAUGCCGCGGGACCCCUCGGGCGCCGGUGUCCUGGCCUCUUCCUAAGAACGAAGAACAAACUAAAUGCAUCUCAAAAUGAUCCUAAAUCCUCCCGACGGAGCAGCCUGCCACCUGAACUCCUCAUAGGAAAUGACAUUAGAGGAAAACUUCAAAGAAACAUUAAGAACUUGGAACCCUUUCACCUGAGGCGCCCCAAAAAGAGACCGUCCAUAUUUCCAGCUUCUCCAGUUGGCAACGGCUACAUCAAGCCUCCGGUUCCACCUGCUUCAGGCACACACAGGGAGAAAGGGCCGCCAACCAUGUUACCCAUCAACGUGGACCCCGACAGCAAACCAGGAGAAUAUGUCCUCAAGAGCUUGUUUGUCAACUUCACCACUCAGGCCGAACGCAAAAUCCGCAUCAUUAUGGCAGAGCCACUGGAAAAGCCAUUGACAAAAUCUCUGCAGCGUGGAGAAGACCCCCAGUUUGACCAAGUCAUCAGCUCCAUGAGCUCCCUCUCUGAGUACUGCCUUCCCUCCAUUCUACGAACACUGUUUGACUGGUACAAAAGACAAAAUGGCAUUGAGGAUGAAUCCCACGAAUACAGGCCAAGAACAAGCAAUAAAUCUAAAAGUGAUGAACAGCAGCGAGAUUAUCUAAUGGAAAGACGGGACCUCGCCAUCGAUUUUAUUUUUUCUUUAGUAUUAAUAGAAGUAUUGAAGCAGAUUCCACUUCAUCCUGUAAUAGAUGGUUUAAUUCAUGAUGUUAUUAACUUGGCUUUCAAGCACUUUAAAUACAAAGAAGGGUAUCUUGGUCCUAACACGGGCAACAUGCACAUUGUGGCCGAUCUGUAUGCCGAAGUCAUUGGAGUGUUAGCACAAGCUAAAUUCCCUGCUGUCAAGAAGAAGUUUAUGGCAGAGUUAAAAGAAUUACGGCACAAAGAGCAAAAUCCGUAUGUGGUGCAGAGCAUUAUCAGCUUGAUAAUGGGAAUGAAAUUCUUUCGAAUUAAAAUGUAUCCAGUGGAAGACUUUGAGGCCUCCCUUCAAUUUAUGCAGGAAUGUGCCCAUUAUUUCCUUGAAGUCAAAGACAAAGAUAUCAAACAUGCCUUGGCUGGACUCUUUGUGGAAAUCCUUGUCCCAGUUGCGGCUGCUGUUAAAAAUGAAGUGAAUGUUCCCUGCCUUAGAAACUUCGUGGAAAGCCUAUAUGAUACCACUCUGGAGCUUUCUUCUAGAAAGAAGCAUUCCUUGGCCUUGUACCCCCUGGUGACCUGUCUGCUCUGCGUCAGUCAGAAGCAGCUGUUCCUGAAUAGGUGGCAUGUUUUUCUUAACAACUGUUUGUCCAACCUUAAGAAUAAAGACCCCAAAAUGGCUCGAGUGGCCCUGGAAUCUCUCUACAGAUUACUGUGGGUUUACAUGAUUCGAAUUAAAUGUGAGAGCAACACGGCGACGCAGAGCCGACUUAUAACCAUCAUCACAACACUUUUCCCCAAAGGGUCCCGCGGUGUGGUGCCCAGGGAUAUGCCUCUGAACAUCUUUGUGAAAAUCAUCCAGUUCAUUGCCCAGGAACGUUUAGAUUUUGCAAUGAAAGAAAUCAUUUUUGAUUUUCUUUGUGUGGGAAAACCAGCUAAAGCUUUCAGUCUCAAUCCAGAGAGAAUGAACAUUGGUUUACGGGCAUUCUUGGUAAUAGCUGACAGCCUGCAGCAGAAAGAUGGUGAGCCUCCCAUGCCAGUGACAGGAGCCGUACUCCCCUCUGGAAACACAUUGAGAGUCAAGAAAACAUACUUGAGUAAAACGCUAACUGAAGAGGAAGCCAAAAUGAUAGGCAUGUCCUUGUAUUACUCUCAAGUACGAAAAGCUGUAGACAACAUUUUAAGGCACCUGGAUAAAGAAGUAGGACGGUGUAUGAUGCUAACCAAUGUCCAGAUGUUAAACAAAGAACCCGAAGACAUGAUCACGGGUGAGAGAAAGCCCAAAAUCGAUCUCUUCAGGACCUGUGUUGCUGCUAUUCCUCGACUGCUUCCUGAUGGGAUGUCAAAACUUGAACUUAUUGACUUGUUGGCCAGGCUCUCUAUUCAUAUGGAUGACGAACUGCGACAUAUUGCACAGAAUUCUCUUCAGGGCUUACUCGUUGACUUCUCAGACUGGAGAGAAGACGUGCUGUUUGGCUUUACCAACUUCCUGCUCCGGGAGGUCAACGACAUGCAUCACACACUGCUGGACUCAUCCCUGAAGUUGCUGCUGCAGCUGCUCACCCAGUGGAAGCUGGUCAUACAGACCCAAGGAAGAGCCUAUGAACAGGGCAACAAAAUCAGAAACUCAGAGCUCAUUCCCAAUGGUGCCAGCCACAGGAUCCAGUCGGAGCGAGGCCCUCACUGCAGUGUCCUCCACGCCGUGGAAGGCUUUGCUCUGGUUUUACUCUGCAGUUUCCAGGUGGCCACACGCAAACUGUCUGUGUUAAUCCUGAAGGAAAUCCGAGCUCUGUUUCAUGCCCUGGGCCAGCCAGAGGAUGAUGACAGGCCAAUGAUUGAUGUCAUGGAUCAGCUAAGUUCUUCCAUUCUCGAAAGUUUUAUUCAUGUAGCAGUUUCGGAUUCAGCAACGUUACCUCUGACCCACAACGUGGAUCUGCAGUGGUUGGUGGAAUGGAAUGCAGUCCUGGUCAAUAGCCAUUAUGAUGUGAAGAGCCCUUCCCACGUCUGGAUAUUUGCACAGUCCGUCAAAGACCCCUGGGUCCUCUGCCUUUUCAGCUUCCUCCGGCAGGAGAACUUGCCCAAGCACUGCCCCACAGCCCUCAGCUAUGCCUGGCCUUAUGCCUUCACUCGGCUCCAGUCAGUGAUGCCUCUGGUGGACCCCAACAGCCCAAUUAAUGCCAAGAAAACCAGCACUGCGGGCAGUGGAGACAACUAUGUUACCUUGUGGAGAAACUACCUUAUUCUCUGUUUUGGAGUCGCAAAACCCAGUAUUAUGAGCCCAGGACAUUUACGAGCUUCCACUCCAGAAAUAAUGGCGACCACGCCCGAUGGUACAGUGAGCUACGAUAACAAGGCCAUAGGCACCCCAUCGGUGGGAGUUCUGUUAAAGCAGUUGGUGCCUUUGAUGAGACUAGAGAGCAUUGAGAUCACAGAGUCCUUAGUUUUAGGAUUUGGAAGAACAAAUUCCCUUGUUUUCAGAGAAUUGGUAGAAGAACUUCAUCCAUUAAUGAAAGAGGCUCUAGAAAGAAGACCAGAGAACAAGAAGCGCCGAGAACGGCGAGACUUGUUAAGGCUACAGUUACUCCGCAUUUUUGAGCUUCUGGCUGAUGCAGGUGUCAUAAGUGACAGCACAAAUGGAGCCUUAGAACGGGAUACAUUAGCCCUUGGAGCUUUGUUCUUAGAAUACGUGGACUUGACCCGCAUGCUCCUAGAAGCUGAAAAUGACAAAGAAGUUGAAAUUCUUAAAGAUAUCCGGGCACAUUUUAGUGCCAUGGUUGCCAACUUGAUUCAGUGUGUUCCAGUGCACCACCGAAGAUUUCUCUUCCCCCAGCAAAGCUUGAGGCACCAUCUCUUCAUCUUAUUUAGCCAGUGGGCAGGACCCUUCAGCAUUAUGUUUACACCUCUGGAUCGUUACAGUGACAGAAAUCAUCAGAUUACAAGAUACCAGUAUUGUGCAUUAAAGGCAAUGUCAGCAGUAUUGUGUUGUGGCCCUGUUUUCGACAAUGUGGGCCUUUCCCCAGAUGGAUACCUAUAUAAGUGGCUUGACAACAUUCUGGCUUGUCAAGAUUUAAGAGUUCAUCAACUUGGCUGUGAAGUUGUUGUCUUGCUAUUGGAACUUAAUCCUGAUCAAAUAAACCUUUUUAAUUGGGCCAUUGACCGAUGCUACACAGGUUCCUACCAACUUGCAUCCGGCUGCUUCAAAGCCAUAGCAACUGUAUGUGGAAGCAGGAACUAUCCCUUCGACAUAGUGACGUUGUUAAACCUCGUUCUAUUCAAGGCUUCUGACACCAACAGAGAGAUUUAUGAAAUCUCCAUGCAGCUCAUGCAGAUUCUUGAAGCAAAGCUUUUUGUAUACUCUAAGAAAGUCUCUGAACAAAGACCCGGCAGUAUUCUGUACGGAACGCACGGACCAUUGCCACCCCUAUACAGUGUGUCACUCACCCUCCUGUCCUCCGAACUGGCCAGGAUGUACCCCGAGCUCACUCUUCCACUGUUCUCAGAGGUAAGCCAGCGGUUCCCCACGACACACCCAAACGGGCGUCAGAUCAUGCUCACCUACCUGCUGCCCUGGCUGCACAACAUCGAGCUGGUGGACAGCAGGCUCCUCCUCCCUGGGUCAAGCCCCAGCAGCCCCGAGGAUGAAGUCAAGGACCGAGAAGGAGAAGUGACAGCCCCUCAUGGGCUGAAAGGGAAUGGCUGGGGCUCUCCAGAAGCCACAUCACUGGUCCUCAAUAACCUCAUGUACAUGACGGCCAAGUAUGGAGAUGAAGUUCCUGGGCCAGAAAUGGAAAAUGCCUGGAAUGCGCUCGCCAACAACGAGAAAUGGAGCAACAACCUGAGGAUCACACUGCAGUUCCUGAUCAGCCUGUGCGGGGUUAGCAGUGACACGGUUCUCCUACCCUAUAUUAAAAAGGUGGCCAUAUACCUAUGCCGCAAUAACACCAUUCAAACCAUGGAAGAACUUCUUUUUGAGCUACAGCAGACUGAGCCCGUGAACCCCAUUGUCCAGCACUGUGACAACCCGCCCUUCUACCGCUUCACUGCCAGCAGCAAGGCCUCCGCAGCCGCUUCCGGAACCACCUCCAGCAGCAAUACAGUGGUCGCUGGCCAGGACAGUUUCCCAGAUGCCGAGGAGAGCAAGAUAUUGAAAGAAUCUGAUGAAAGGUUUAGUAAUGUCAUCAGAGCCCACACCCGCCUAGAGUCCAGAUACAGCAAUAGCUCCGGAGGAUCGUAUGAUGAGGAUAAAAAUGAUCCCAUCUCUCCCUACACGGGCUGGCUGUUGACCAUUACGGAGACCAAACAGCCUCAGCCCUUACCGAUGCCGUGUACUGGAGGAUGCUGGGCCCCCCUGGUUGACUAUCUCCCAGAGACCAUCACUCCACGAGGGCCACUCCACAGGUGCAAUAUUGCUGUGAUUUUUAUGACUGAGAUGGUGGUGGAUCACAGUGUAAGAGAAGACUGGGCUCUCCAUCUACCACUAUUACUCCAUGCUGUCUUCUUAGGUUUGGACCAUUACCGGCCUGAAGUCUUUGAACACAGCAAAAAAUUGCUUCUUCACCUCUUGAUUGCCCUCUCUUGCAACAGCAAUUUUCAUGCCAUUGCUUCUGUGCUCCUGCAGACCCGUGAGAUGGGUGAAGCUAAGACUCUAACUGUCCAGCCAGCUUACCAACCGGAAUAUCUCUAUACAGGUGGCUUUGACUUCCUGAGAGAGGACCAGUCCUCCCCAGUGCCAGAUUCAGGGCUGAGCUCCAGUUCUACCUCCUCCAGCAUCAGCCUGGGAGGCAGCAGUGGGAACCUCCCGCAGAUGACGCAAGAGGUGGAAGAUGUGGACACAGCUGCAGAAACCGAUGAGAAGGCAAACAAGCUCAUUGAAUUCCUGACAACCAGGGCAUUCGGGCCACUUUGGUGCCAUGAAGACAUCACACCCAAAAAUCAAAAUUCAAAGAGCGCCGAGCAGCUCACUAAUUUCCUACGUCACGUUGUGUCCGUAUUCAAAGAUUCCAAAUCAGGUUUUCAUCUGGAACAACACUUGAGUGAAGUGGCACUGCAGACAGCCCUGGCGAGCUCCUCCAGGCACUAUGCUGGCCGGUCCUUCCAGAUAUUCCGGGCCCUCAAGCAGCCUCUGUCUGCACAUGCCUUGUCUGACCUCCUGUCUCGACUGGUGGAGGUGAUCGGAGAACACGGAGAUGAAAUUCAGGGUUAUGUAAUGGAAGCCCUUCUGACCUUGGAGGCUGCUGUGGAUAACCUAUCUGACUGCUUGAAGAACAGUGAUCUCUUAACUGUUUUAUCUCGCUCUUCAUCACCAGAUUUAAGCUCCAGCACUAAACUCACUGCAAGCAGAAAGAGCACAGGGCAACUAAAUGUGAACCCAGGAGCUGCCGGUGGCAACACCACAACCGCAGAACGGAGUCGGCAUCAAAGAAGCUUCUCUGUGCCCAAGAAGUUUGGUGUGGUUGACCGAUCCUCUGACCCACCUCGAAGUGCCACCCUGGACAGAAUUCAGGCUUGUACCCAACAGGGUCUUUCCUCAAAAACCAGAAGCUCCUCCUCUUUGAAGGACAGUCUUACGGACCCCUCCCACAUAAAUCAUCCCACCAACCUGUUGGCCACCAUCUUCUGGGUCACAGUGGCCUUGAUGGAGUCUGACUUUGAGUUUGAGUACCUAAUGGCCUUAAGGCUGUUGAAUCGACUACUAGCCCAUAUGCCACUUGAUAAAGCUGAGAACCGAGAAAAACUUGAGAAACUCCAGGCCCAGCUCAAGUGGGCUGACUUCUCAGGGCUGCAGCAGCUGCUGCUGAAGGGAUUCACAUCUCUCACCACAACCGACCUGACCCUGCAGCUUUUCAGCUCGCUGACCCCCGUGUCCAAAGUCUCCAUGGUGGAUUCAUCCCAAGCUAUCGGGUUUCCACUGAAUGUCUUGUGUCUCCUGCCCCAGCUGAUCCAGCAUUUUGAAAAUCCCAAUCAGUUCUGUAAAGAUAUAGCCGAAAGGAUUGCUCAGGUUUGUUUGGAAGAGAAAAACCCUAAACUUUCAAAUCUUGCACACGUUAUGACUCUUUAUAAAACACACAGUUAUACAAGGGACUGUGCCACGUGGGUCAAUGUGGUCUGUCGAUACCUUCAUGAAGCAUAUGCUGACAUUACCUUGAACAUGGUCACCUACCUGGCAGAGUUGCUGGAGAAAGGUCUCCCCAGUAUGCAACAGCCCCUCCUCCAAGUGAUCUACAGUCUGCUCAGCUACAUGGACCUUUCUGUUGUUCCUGUCAAGCAGUUUAAUGUGGAAGUUCUUAAGACUAUUGAAAAAUACGUGCAAAGCAUUCACUGGAGAGAGGCUUUGAAUAUCUUAAAGUUGGUCGUGUCUCGAUCGGCCAGCCUGGUGUUGCCUUCCUACCAGCACAGUGACCUCUCAAAGAUAGAAAUACAUCGUGUGUGGACUAGUGCUUCCAAGGAGCUACCUGGAAAAACCUUGGACUUUCACUUUGACAUUUCAGAGACACCAAUCAUUGGGAGGCGGUAUGAUGAACUACAGAAUUCUUCUGGGCGUGAUGGGAAGCCUAGGGCCAUGGCAGUUACCCGGAGCACAUCAUCCACCUCAUCAGGCUCCAAUUCCAAUGUUCUUGUUCCAGUCAGCUGGAAAAGGCCUCAGUAUUCUCAGAAGAGGACAAAAGAAAAGUUGGUGCAUGUCCUUUCUCUGUGUGGCCAAGAAGUAGGAUUAAGCAAAAACCCAUCCGUGAUUUUUUCCUCGUGUGGGGACUUGGAUCUGCUGGAGCAUCAGACGAGCCUGGUAUCUUCCGAGGACGGCGCCAGGGAACAGGAGAACAUGGACGACACAAACAGCGAGCAGCAGUUUAGAGUCUUUAGGGACUUCGAUUUCCUAGACGUGGAGCUGGAGGAUGGAGAGGAACUUCAGGGUGAGAGUAUGGACAAUUUCAACUGGGGAGUGCGCAGGCGUUCUCUGGACAGUCUGGACAAGUGUGACAUGCAGACCCUGGAAGAACGCCAACUCUCAGGAAGCCCUCCCAGUCUAAAUAAAAUGAACCAUGAGGAUUCCGAUGAAUCAUCUGAGGAGGAGGACCUCACAGCCAGCCAGAUCCUGGAGCACUCCGAUCUAAUCAUGACCCUCUCCCCCUCUGAAGAGGCCAACCCCAUGGAAUUGCUCACCACAGCCUGUGACUCAACUCCUGCUGACUCUCAUUCUUUUAUCACCAGAAUGGCCAGUUUUGAUGCUUCCUUGCCUGAUAUGAAUAACCUGCAGAUUUCUGAGGGUUCAAAGGCUGAUGCUGUGCAGGAGGAGGAAGAUACCACUGUGCAUGAGGAUGAUCUUUCAAGUUCCAUUAAUGAGCUGCCCGCGGCUUUCGAAUGCAGUGACAGCUUCAGUCUGGAUAUGACUGAGGGAGAGGAAAAAGGCAACCAGUUUACUCUUGCAAGCUUUGGAGAAGGUGACAGGGGAGUUUCUCCCCCUCCCUCGCCUUUCUUCUCGGCCAUCCUUGCUGCCUUUCAGCCCACAGCCUGUGAUGAUGCUGAGGAAGCCUGGCGCAGCCACAUCAACCAGCUUAUGUGUGACUCAGAUGGCUCCUGUGCAGUGUAUACAUUUCACGUGUUCUCCUCUCUGUUUAAGAAUAUUCAGAAACGAUUCUGCUUCCUAACCUGUGAUGCAGCCAGCUACCUUGGAGACAACCUCCGGGGAAUUGGAUCCAAAUUUGUCAGCUCUUCCCAGAUGCUCACCUCCUGCUCUGAGUGCCCCACGCUUUUCGUGGAUGCCGAGACCCUCCUUUCUUGUGGACUUCUAGACAAGCUCAAGUUCAGUGUUUUAGAACUGCAAGAAUAUUUGGACACCUAUAACAACAGAAAAGAGGCCACUCUCUCAUGGCUUGCAAAUUGUAAGGCAACAUUUGCAGGCGGAUCAAGAGAUGGAGUGAUUACCUGUCAACCAGGGGACUCAGAAGAAAAGCAAAUGGAAUCUCUUGCACAACUGGAACUAUGUCAGAGAUUAUAUAAGCUACACUUCCAGCUGCUGUUGCUUUUUCAAUCCUACUGUAAACUCAUCGGCCAGGUGCAUGAAGUGAGCUCCAUGCCAGAGCUACUAAAUAUGUCCAGGGAACUGAGUGACCUGAAAAGAAAUCUGAAGGAGGCCACCGCAGCCAUUGCUGCGGACCCUCUUUACACAGAGGGAGCCUGGUCUGAGCCAACCUUCACGUCCACUGAAGCAGCCAUCCAGUCCAUGCUGGAGUGCCUCAAGAACAACGAACUUGGCAAAGCUCUACGGCAAAUCAGGGAAUGCAGAAGUCUGUGGCCCAACGACAUCUUUGGAAGCAGUUCUGAUGAUGAGGUCCAGACACUACUGAAUAUCUAUUUCCGUCACCAGACUCUGGGACAGACAGGUACAUAUGCACUGGUGGGAUCAAACCAGAGCCUGACCGAAAUUUGCACCAAACUGAUGGAGCUGAACAUGGAGAUCCGGGACAUGAUUCGCAGGGCCCAGAGUUACCGAGUCCUCACUACUUUUCUCCCAGACUCCAGUGUUUCUGGCACUAGUCUCUGACAGGAGCCUCCCGUCCCCCAUGGUUUCCAAGCUGGCGGUGCUGCCAUGCUGGGGCGACGUCAUUCAGUGUCUUCUCAGCCUUCACAAGGCUUGGACAGACUGUUCUCCCUCUUGUUACAUGUAGGACUUUUUCUAAAGAGGAUGGCAGAACUGCCAAUAUGUAGCAAUACCAUAAGAACCAAGGGAGCAUAGGACAUCUUGAGACAGACUCCACCUGUCAUAUGCUGUGUGGCACAAAUGUGUUUUCCUUUUACUGAGCAAACGCAACUCACUACUGAAGAAGUGACUUCCAUUGCAUACCAAAGCCGACGACACUGAACAAUACCUUUCUAGAAGCAGUUUUAGAUUGGCAAAAGUGCAAUGUUUUCCUCAUUUAAAGAGAUUUAUAUUCUGAAACU
Ictidomys tridecemlineatus (thirteen-lined ground squirrel) is the source of this 9706-nucleotide messenger RNA. NCBI's taxonomy places the organism in Eukaryota, Metazoa, Chordata, Mammalia, Rodentia, Sciuridae. The record is from RefSeq and is a predicted model, not a curated record.